Messenger RNA from Corticium candelabrum, 1200 nucleotides. RefSeq names its product receptor-interacting serine/threonine-protein kinase 2-like. The record is from RefSeq and is a predicted model, not a curated record. Gene Ontology annotation, molecular function: protein kinase activity; ATP binding. Bases 1 to 1200 code for a protein of 399 amino acids. Gene Ontology annotation, cellular component: cytoplasm. Lineage: Eukaryota; Metazoa; Porifera; Homoscleromorpha; Homosclerophorida; Plakinidae. Gene Ontology annotation, biological process: protein phosphorylation; signal transduction. The transcript is spliced from 8 exons.
AUGGCUGUAUCAGGAUGUCGAUGGUUGCUGUACACUGCACACUGUGGUAGUCCGCUACUGGCUGUGCUCGCCGAUGUGGCAGCUUUCAUUCGUGAAGCCAGUAUAUUGCAACGUCUUACGGAUUGCCCGUAUAUCAUCCGUUUCUUAGGAAUGUGCAUCGAGCCUGGUUAUUAUGCGAUUGUCAUGAAAUAUGUGGAGAAUGGAAAUUUGGAAGAUAUGUUGCUAUGUGGAGUAGACGAUCACCCAAUUAUCAAACAAUGGGAUUGUCGGAUUCGCAUGGCUCUAGACAUUGCCAAAGGGAUGAACUAUUUACACAGUUUGCCAUCACCAAUUAUUCACAGAGACUUAAAGACAGCGAAUGUGUUGGUGUGUCGAAACUAUGACUGUAAAAUCAUUGAUUUUGGACUUGCAAAACUACGACAGAUUUCUUCAAAACAAUCAACAACCAGCUACAAAGGAACAGUAGCAUUUACCGCACCUGAAAUUUUUGACGGAAAACUUGAAAUGGGGAAGGAGAUUAAAGUUGACGUUUACUCAUAUUCAAUGAUUCUUUGGCAACUGAAAGAAAUGAAACCAAUCUAUGAUUUUACUCUUUCUCCUCUCGUCAUACGAGUAAAUGUUAUGGCUGGUCAGAAACCUCGACUAAGUGAUAAUGAUUAUCUAGAGGGAUAUAAAGAGAUCAUAGAACGUUGCUGGGAUAGACAACCUGAUUGCAGGCUCCGUUUCAAAGAGAUUGUAGUUAUGUUGAAUGGAAUCAGGAGCCAAGUUUCUUUCGAAAAUUUGACCACAACACCUAUAGGACAAUCUCCAAGACAACAGGUGCGAAGGGAUGAUGAGCAAUUAGUACAACAGUUGAGACAACAGAUAGAACAACUGACACAAGACGGUUCAGCAAAAGAUAAGAUAAUUGAACAGUUGAGAGAAACUCCAAGACAACACGUACAGGUGGGAAAGGGUGAUGAGCAGUUACUAGUACAAGAGCUGAUUCACAAGAUAGAACAACUGACAGAAGAUGGUUCAGCAAAAGAUGAGGAAAAUAAACUAUUGAGACAACAAAACUCUAGUUUGGAAGAGUUACGGCGAGACGAUCAGCUGCAAAGAGAACGUGCGUUUACUAAAGAGAGAAGAGAGAAAGAAGAACUCUUGCAACGAUUACAACAAGACAAAGACAACAGAGCGAAAAUCUUUAUCAACUACUAG